Aspergillus sclerotioniger CBS 115572 is the source of this 1479-nucleotide messenger RNA. Its product is annotated as amidohydrolase family protein. Gene Ontology annotation, biological process: secondary metabolic process. Gene Ontology annotation, molecular function: carboxy-lyase activity; hydrolase activity. NCBI's taxonomy places the organism in Eukaryota, Fungi, Ascomycota, Eurotiomycetes, Eurotiales, Aspergillaceae. Bases 289 to 1440 code for a protein of 383 amino acids. The transcript has 2 exons. The record is from RefSeq and is a predicted model, not a curated record. Gene Ontology annotation, cellular component: cytosol; cytoplasm.
CCCCUCGCUAAAUUCACCCGGCUGAGUCGGGGUGACUAUCACCCAGAUAUCCGAUAUCCCCUUGAAGAUUAUGGUCGGAUCCUGUAGAAGAUAACAGAUUAAGCUGCUUAUCGCGGUGGAGAGAGCGACAGGCUCGACUGCAACUGAUCCCUGAUAAGUUAUCCUCCAUGCAUUCAUUCCACAUGGCGCUUACCCCUCAUUUGCAUCUGCUAGUCAGAGGUCAACCCAACAUAAACAAUCGACCCCUCCUUCCCUUGACCAUUCCUCACCUGCAAUCCAACCGCCAAAAUGGCGCCUCUAAUCGUUGACAUCCAUACUCAUGUCUACCCCCCUUCUUAUAUGCAGAUGCUUCGCGCGCGCAAAACCGUCCCCUAUGUUCAUGACCCAGCCAACAAUGCAACCCCUCGUCUCAUAAUUCUCUCAUCCGACGAUGACCCGUCUAUUCCCAUCGACGAGCGCGGUCGCCCCGUGGAUUCUUCUUACUCAGACAUCAACGUGAAACUGGAGUUCAUGCGACGCCACGGAAUCAACUCAAGCGUCAUCUCGUUAGCGAAUCCCUGGCUAGAUUUCCUCGAACCCGAAGAAGCGCAGACAUGGGCGGAGCGCAUAAACGACGACCUUGAGACAACCUGUGCGCGAGUGAACAACGAAGCAGAUCCAGACCGGACCAAGGCACUUCACGAGAAGGAGACAUUGUUUGCUUUCGGGGCACUUCCACUCAGUGCCCCGAGUCCUGAUAUUGUCGUCAACGAGAUCAAAAGGCUGAAGACAUUGCCACAUUUGCGAGGAGUGAUUAUGGGAACAACGGGACUUGGCAAAGGCUUGGAUGAUAAUCGGCUGGAUCCGGUCUGGGAGGCAUUACAGGACACAGGAUCGAUGUUGUUUCUACACCCGCACUACGGGCUACCGGAUGAAGCGUUUGGUGGUCCAGAGGUGAUUAGCCGCUACGGUCAUGUCCUUCCCCUGGCUCUAGGAUUCCCGCUCGAGACAACCAUUGCAGUAACGCGAAUGUUUUUGGCCGGUGUAUUCGACCGCUUUCCGCGGCUGAAGAUCCUGUUGGCUCAUUCCGGAGGCACGCUUCCCUUCCUUGCUGGUCGAAUUGAGAGCUGCAUUCUCCACGAACGCAAGUUUAUCGCCAAUGGGGGUGAUGUGCCAGGCCCGCAACGGAGUGUGUGGGAUGUUUUGAACACCAAUAUCUACCUGGACGCUGUCGUGUACGGCACUGCUGGGUUGAAAGCAGCAGUUACGGCAGCGGGCGGAGCUGAUCGUCUUCUUUUUGGGACCGAUCAUCCGUUCUUCCCUCCCCUGGGUGAGGACGACAAGGAAUGGCCUAGUGUGACGACCAAUUACAAGGCAAUCCAUGCCGCAUUUGACACUGACGGAGACGCUACUGCGGGCGUCUUGGGUGGCAACGCGGCACGUAUCCUAGAUCUAAAAUAGGCUUCAAAAUAAGGAUGCUAUCAAAUUUAACGACGCGAC